UAAAAACAUGAGUACUAAUAUGAGAGGAUUGAAUACAUUCAUCACAGACAUCCGUCACUGCUCAAAUAAGGAAUAGGAGGAGAAAAGAGUGGAAAAGGAAUUGUAAAAAAUCAGAGGCAAAUUUACUUCUCAAAAAGGAUUGGCUGGCUAUUAGAAAAAGAAGUACGUUUGGAAAUUGCUGUAUAUCUAUAUUUUAGGUAACAAAAUAAAUAUCUUCUAAUUAGGUUAUGAAGUUGACUUUGGAUAAUAAGAAUGCGCCUUCUUAAUUAAUUCUUCAAAAUUUAGUGAGAAAUACACAGGAUACGUAGCCACCUCAAUUCUGGUGAGUGAAAAAACACAUGACUUGUUUACUUAAGUAGCAUCCUCAAUUAGAAAUGAUCUAUAAUCUGUAAAUGAAAUUAAUCAAUCAUUGGCCCUAACUAUGGUUGGAACACAAGCACCAUAAGAGUUGGUCAAUGCAUUGCAUUAGGAUGUCUAGAAAUUGGCAUUGACAGAAUCUAGAUCAACUUUCCACGUUAGAAAGAAGGCAUGUGCUUGCUUACUUAGAAUGUAUAGGAAAUAUCAAGACAAAUUCCAGCCAUCAUAAUGGGCUUAAGGAAUUUCACAAAUGUUCGAAUCUAGGUAUUUUUAUCAAAUUUAUUGUUAGACACCCUUCAUUAGGAUUUAUGACUGCAGCUACUUCAUUAUUAGUCGGAACAUGUUAGUUAAACAAUCCAUCAAUCUUUGAAGAUUGCACACCUAAAUUAAUUAAAUUACUUCACAAGAUUGCAAUUCAAAAAGACAGCCCUGGAGAUUAUAAUUAUUAUGCCACUCCUGCACCAUGGCUCUAAGUCAAGAUUUUGAAGGCGCUUUCAUUCUUCUCACCACCACCUCCAUCCACCGAUUCUCAUCGAUAGUUGACAGAAUGUCUGACUAAAAUAAUUAAAAAAACUGAAGUUACUAAAAGCAUUAAUAAAAAUAAUGUUGAUCAUGGCAUUCUAUUCGAAGCUGCUAAUCUUGUUAUAACAUAUAAUGGCGCAGUUGGAAUGGAGUUGAAAAACGAUAUUUUGAAAUUGCUUGGAAUUUUCAUAUCAGUUAAAGAACCCAAUCUAAGAUAUUUAGGAUUAGAAACAAUGUGUAAAUUUGUUAAACUCGCAGGAGAUUCCCUAGAAGAUCAUUUAAAUACUAUUUUUAAAUCUUUAAGAGACAAUGAUAUCUCUAUCAGAAAAAGAGCUUUAGAUUUAUUAUAUUUAAUCAGUAGUCCAAAUACUAGUUAAAGAAUAGUUGAAGAAUUGUUAAGUUAUGCUGAAAAUGGGGCAGAUUUGCAGAUUAAAGAUGAUUUAGUUUUAAAAAUAGCUAUAUUAUCUGAGAAAUUUGCAGACAAUUUAUAUUGGUAUAUAGACGUUGUCGUAAGAAUGAUAAAUUCAUCAGGAGAUUUUGUCACAGAAGAUAUUUGGUUUAGAAUCAUCCAAAUUAUUGUAGGAUUCUAAAAGGAAGGAAACCAAGAACUUUAAAAAUAUGCAGCCACCAAAUUAUUUUCAUAAUUAUCCAUGCCUCAUGUUCAUGAAACUUUGAUUUGUAUUGGAGCAUUUAUAAUCAGUGAAUACUCUUAAAUGCUUGUGGAAUAGAAUAAAGAACCAUAGAAAUUAUUUGACAUUCUUAACAAGCAUUACACAUUUAGCACAGAAAGAAGCAGGCAAAUGUUAUUAAAUGCUUUUGUUAAAUUGGCAUGCAAAUAUCCAGAAUUAAGAGAUCAAGCAAUUAUGAUAUGUCAAAUAGCUGGGGAACAUUUUGAUCCAGAUAUUUAAUAAAGAGGGAUUGAGUACUUCUCAUUAUUAAUGGAAGACGAUAAACUCUUAAAUCAAAUAGUUGUUAAAAUGCCUCCUUAUUCAGAAUUAGUAUAAUAAAAUAACCCUCUAACUAAGAGAAUUUAUGUUAUGGUGUUAAACCCAAAGGAAUAAAAGGAUCCAACACUAUUAAAUUAGGCAAGAAUCUAAGCUAGUCAAGAGAUUGCUAUGGCAGAAUAGAGACUGUAAAGCAAACCAGAAUAACUUUAAAAGCAUCUGAGUUGGUUGAAAGCUUGUCCAUAUCUAAAUCAAUUUUAAGGUUAAAUUGCACUCGAAGGAGUUAAUAUUAUGGUUCCUCCAUCUCCAGAGGAUAAUAAUUUAAAAUCUCCUACAAUAAGCAAUGUCAAUGAAAUCAAGGUGUUACUAACUUCAUAAAUUGGAAAAAUAGUCGAUAAACCAGGAGAUCUUGUUGUUUAAUAUAAAUCUGAGAUAAGUGGUCACUUGGGAAAGGUACUAUAUAACACAAUUUAAAUUUAGGUCUCUUUCUAAUUUGAAGGAACCUCUCCAAUUUAAAACUUAUCUAUUCUUGUAUCUUAGACCAAUGGUAUGCUAUUCAACAUUUUACCUGUAAAAUAAGGAGAUUUUCCAUAAGUCAUGAUGCAAGUUUUAAGUUGUGAUGGAAAUAUGACUUUGCCUAUAGCAUCUAUUUUCUACGAAUAAAAUGGAUAAUAAAAGAAACAUGAAUUCCAUCUACCAAUUUAUACAAAUAAGUUUGUUCAACCAGUUGACAUGCCAUAUGAUAAAUUCACUAAAUUCUUUGACGAUUUUACGUAUUUAUUUCUUCUAAUCAUUAGCAAUAAUUUAAGCAAUUAAAACUAUUUUAAAUUAGAUUCUUUUAUCAGAAAUACUGCUCCAUCUAAUAUCCCAAUGUCUGAAGUACUCAAAAAAGCUGGAGGACUCCUUUCUGUUGGAUUAAAUUUGAAAGCGUAAUCAAUGUUUUAUAACAUAGUUAACCAUUCCCCUCACUUGAAAAUUUACAAAUGAUUUGGGCAUGUGGAUAAUUGAUGAUAAAACCACCAGAGCAAAAUAACAUUUUAAAUCUACCAAUUAUGGUUAUCAUUUCAUCAUUAGAUUAAACCAAUGAAUUUUUACGAGUUGGUAUUAGAUGUGGUGGUAAUGGAGAAAUAGCCAAGAAUUAUAUGAAAUUAAUAAUGCUAUACCUGGGUUGAUCAAUAU
Paramecium octaurelia is the source of this 3002-nucleotide messenger RNA. NCBI's taxonomy places the organism in Eukaryota, Ciliophora, Oligohymenophorea, Peniculida, Parameciidae. The record is from the annotation of a GenBank genome assembly.